AUGUUGUACGCCCGUAACGAUGCGAAUAUCCGGGUAGAGCAGAUCUGCUCCAUACCCACGCGCGAUAUACUCUGGCUUCGGGUCAACGGCAUCCUCAUCAUCAACUUCUACCGACACGAGGGGAACCCCGAGCCACUUGACUACCUCCUCUACAAGCAGGAGGUCCCUGAAAAGUGCCUUGUCGCGGGCGACUUCAACGCCUACCGCUGCUUCUGGCAGCCUGGAGUGCGGAGCGCAAGAUACGGGACGGCCAUUGCAGAAUGGGCGGCUCAUAACGGGCUCGGGCUGCUCAACGCGCCAGGCAAGGCCACGCACGUCCGGGGCAACUCCAUCGACCUGGCCUUUGCUAAUAUUCCCGCCGCUGACGCGCUUAUAGAAGACCACCUCUUCACAGGCUCUGACAACUUCACGAUCAGCAUCACGUUCCCUGGCGGGGCUCUCCUACCUGCGAGAACAGCCAGACCAAGGUUAAGUUCGGAGGAAAAGACGAAGGGAUUCGAAGAACUUGCGCGAGCUGGGGUCGUAGAGCUGCCCCGACCGGCAGCUGGGUCCCGGCACGUCCAGGUAGCCCGACAGGGGCUGCGCCAGGCGGUCCGGCGAGCCAAGAGACGCUUCUGGCAGAGGAUCUUGGAAGGCGCCGAGAGCAACCAGGAUGUCUACAAGGUCAUGCGGUGGUCGAGGAGGCCGAGUCCGUUCCGGGCCCCGCCUAUACAAGUAGGCGGGGCGGUCUACGAAACUCAGACGGAAAAGGCGGACGCACUUCGGGCCGAGAUUCUGGAGAGGCGCGUGGCCGCAGACGACAUCCCAGACCCCUGGGUUCCGGAGGUGCGGGCCUCGCACAGAGCCUCGACUGCAGGUUACGCUAGCCGACGCGCGCAUGCCUGCACGUCCACCGGGAACACCUCCCUGGGAGUCGACGGCAUCACUGUGCGGAUGCUGCGUCGGGCCUGGAACCACAUCGGCGAGGCAGUGAGGGAGCAAUACGAGGGCUGCCUAUACCAGGACUACCACCCAGCCUGCUUCCGCGUUGCGGGCCAGUCUGCAUGA
Messenger RNA from Hirsutella rhossiliensis, 1047 nucleotides. Its product is annotated as endonuclease-reverse transcriptase domain-containing protein. Gene Ontology annotation, molecular function: catalytic activity. NCBI's taxonomy places the organism in Eukaryota, Fungi, Ascomycota, Sordariomycetes, Hypocreales, Ophiocordycipitaceae. The transcript is spliced from 2 exons. The coding region runs from base 1 to 1047 and encodes 348 amino acids. The record is from RefSeq and is a predicted model, not a curated record.